Engraulis encrasicolus (European anchovy) is the source of this 901-nucleotide messenger RNA. Its product is annotated as pancreatic triacylglycerol lipase-like. The transcript is spliced from 8 exons. Lineage: Eukaryota; Metazoa; Chordata; Actinopteri; Clupeiformes; Engraulidae. The annotation marks the transcript as partial. Gene Ontology annotation, molecular function: triacylglycerol lipase activity. The record is from RefSeq and is a predicted model, not a curated record. Gene Ontology annotation, biological process: lipid catabolic process.
AUGGCAUCGUACCUGUGCCUCCCAUGCCAAAUUGGAGCUGGGCUGGAAGGCUGCUGGUUUGAGCCCCGAAUGUGGACUCCCUGUCUGAUGAUGGCCCUGUUGGGCCUCCUGGCCCCUGCUCAUGGUACCGACUACGAGCCCAGUGAGGUGUGUUAUGAUAACCUGGGCUGUUUCUCAGACUCUCAGCCGUGGGCUGGCACCGUGGAGAGGCCUGACCCCCGCCUGCCCUGGAGCCCAGAGCAGAUCGGCACCCGCUUCCUGCUCUUCACCCAGCAGAACCCAGACCACCACCAGGAGAUCUCUGCCAGCAAGGACCUCCUUCAUGCAUCCAACUACGAUGCCGGCAGGAAGACUCGCUUCAUCAUCCACGGCUACCUGACCUCUGCAGAGGAGAACUGGCACACAGACAUGUGCAAGCUGAUUGUGAAAGCGGAGGAUGUGAACUGCAUCAGUGUGGACUGGCCAAGCUGGAAGGAGGCGGAGUAUUCCCAGGCAGCCAAUAACAUUCGAGUGGUGGGAGCACAGGUGGCAUACAUGAUGGCACUCAUGAGGGGCUCCUUCAACCAGUCUCCUGCUGACAUGCACGUGAUUGGCCACAGUCUGGGGGCUCAUGCCGCUGGGGAGGCAGGUCGCAGGACCAAGGGGCUCGCACGCAUCACAGGCCUUGAUCCAUCUGAGCCCUACUUUGAGAACUGUGCAGCUCUGGUGCGUCUGGACCCCACUGAUGCCACGUUUGUGGAUGUGAUUCACUCCAAUGGCGCUCCUUUCACUCCCAACCUCGGGUUUGGAAUGUCCCAGUCGGUCGGCCAUGUUGACUUCUACCCCAAUGGAGGAGAGCACAUGCCUGGCUGCUCCAAAAACUCUGUCUCUGAGACCGCCACCCCAAAUGACAUCUGGCAAG